Messenger RNA from Linnemannia hyalina, 531 nucleotides. The record is from the annotation of a GenBank genome assembly. NCBI's taxonomy places the organism in Eukaryota, Fungi, Mortierellomycota, Mortierellomycetes, Mortierellales, Mortierellaceae.
AUGCUUGUUCGUCGAUCGCUUCAGCGAUUCAAUGGUGUCCCAGUGGUGGAUCUUCCUUUCUUGAGUGGCCUCCUCUUGCCUGCAUGGUGCAGCAAAUUCCAGUUCCAGAUCGACGAGAUCAACACAGCUAGUGGAUUUGGAUACAAGGGCAGUGGCGUGACUGCCGAUCUUGCCUUCCUUACUGCUUUUUUACAGCAACGAAACGAGACCUCCAGCGAUAUCCGAGCGUGCUUCUUGAUGACGGACGGUGACAAGUUGAACUCAACCUUGGCAGCCACUCGACAUUCCUAUGAGAAUGCAGGCAUCCCCUCCAAUGUUAAGGGAAUUUUGCGCAUUCACUUGGAGUUUCCGCGCGUCAAGGGAGUGAAGCCGGUCACUCACGUCAGGAAGGAUCCGACGACUCGUGCUAAAGAUGUGAUGGUGUACAUCAACUGUGAGAACAUGGACAGCUUUUUCGACGAGAGUAUCAAAGCAUACAGGAAAGAUAUGAUCAAGCUGAAGAAGCUGAUCAAGUAUGUCUGCGUCUCAUAA